This is a messenger RNA of Prunus armeniaca (apricot), 1077 nucleotides long. NCBI's taxonomy places the organism in Eukaryota, Viridiplantae, Streptophyta, Magnoliopsida, Rosales, Rosaceae. The record is from the annotation of a GenBank genome assembly.
AUGGAUUCGGUGAAACCAUCAGCAGUGACUCCAUCUAAGAGUAAAUUGGCGCGUACUUUUGCUAAAGUUCUUCAUCUUCGAGCCGCGACUGGCAUUGCCCCGGUCGAUGGGAUUCAGAAGGUUAAGUCCCAACAAUUCGGUAUUCCGAAGGUCAAGUCUCAAGAAUUUGGAACUGCGAAGGGAAACUCCCAAGAAUUUGGAAGUCAGAAGUUUAGCUCCCAAGACAGUGGAAUUCAGAAGGUGAAAUCCCAGGAAAUUGGGAUUCAGAAAGUCAAGUCCCUAGAAAAGGUCAAGGAUGAAUGGAAUGCUGGUAAGGUUCGGGUUGAUCAGUCUCGGUCAUUUGACAAGGCUAAUGAGAAGCUUCAGGAAAGAGCUGCCCUGGAAGCUCUUCUUGCAAAACUGUUUGCCAGCGUUUCAUCUGUUAAAGCUGCUUAUGCCCAGCUACAGUAUGCUCAGUCUCCUUACGAUGGUGAAGGAAUUCAAGUUGCUGAUAAAGUGGUAGUCUCCGAGUUGCAGAACUUGUCUGAGUUGAAGCGGUGUUUCUUAAAAAAGCAGUUUGAUCCUUCACCAGAACGUACGCUGGUGCUAGCUGAGAUUGAGGAGCAGAAGAGUGUCCUAAAAACCUAUGAAAUUAUGGGGAAGAAGUUGGAAUCUCAGGUGAGGCUUAAGGACUCUGAAAUUGUAUUUCUUGGAGAAAAGUUAGAGGAAGCCAAGAGUCAGAAUAAGUUGCUUGAAAAGAGAUUAAACCAAAGUGGGCAGCUACAUGUGUUUGAUAAUCUUCAUUUAUCUGGUUUAAGUCCUAGCCAUUUCGUUACAGUUCUUCGACACAUGGUCAAGUACAUCCGGAGUUUUGUUAGGAUGAUGAUGGAUGAAAUGAAAUCUUCUGGUUGGGAUAUUCAUGCAGCAGCUAAAGCUAUUGACCAGGAUGUGGUUUAUUGGAAAGAAGACCACAAAUGUUUUGCAUUUGAAUACUUUGUUUGCAGGGAAAUGUUUGAUGCUUUUCAAUACCCCAACUUCUCACUUCCAAAUGAAUCGUUGCCAGAUAAAAGAAACAACAGCAACAGCUCUUCUUUGUGA